Helicoverpa armigera (cotton bollworm) is the source of this 3126-nucleotide messenger RNA. It is a transcript of the gene Ufd1-like, whose product is annotated as ubiquitin fusion degradation protein 1 homolog. Lineage: Eukaryota; Metazoa; Arthropoda; Insecta; Lepidoptera; Noctuidae. The transcript has 7 exons. The record is from RefSeq and is a predicted model, not a curated record. The coding region runs from base 156 to 1085 and encodes 309 amino acids. Gene Ontology annotation, cellular component: VCP-NPL4-UFD1 AAA ATPase complex. Gene Ontology annotation, molecular function: polyubiquitin modification-dependent protein binding.
CCAUAAUACACACAGAUGAGAUAUAAUGGAAUGGUAACAUUUGACAAAAGUGUCAAAUCACAACAAAGGUUGACUUGAAGAGAAUUUGUUUUGAGUGUGGAUUGCAUGAUUUGCAUUUAUUUUUCAGUCAGACAGUUAAUCAAAAAUCAAAUAAAAUGUUUCAGUUUGGAUUCAACAUGUUUCAUGAAAUCAGCAGGCCCUUUAACAUGACCUACAAGUGUUAUUCUGUCUCUAUGCUGCCUGGUAAUGAGAGACAAGAUGUAGAAAGAGGAGGAAAAAUUAUAAUGCCACCAUCAGCCCUGGAACAGCUAACAAGGUUGAAUAUUGAAUACCCGAUGAUAUUUAAGUUGACAAAUAAAAAAACUAAAAGGAUCACACAUUGUGGUGUACUGGAGUUUGUUGCUGAUGAAGGAAGAGUUUAUUUACCACAUUGGAUGAUGACCAAUCUAGUGGUGGAAGAAGGAGCCCUACUUCAAAUAGAGAGUGUAUCACUCCCCGUCGCCACAUUUUCAAAGUUCCAGCCUCUCUCUGAAGACUUCUUAGAUAUAACCAAUCCUAAAGCAGUACUAGAGAACUGUUUACGUAACUUCUCAUGCCUAACAACGGGGGAUGUGAUAGCUAUCAAGUACAAUUCCAAGGUGUACGAGUUGUGUGUGCUGGAGACCAAGCCGGGGAAUGCUGUCAUCAUUAUAGAGUGUGAUAUGAAUGUAGAAUUCGCGCCCCCCGUAGGUUACAAAGAAGAAGAGCGCAUACCUCGCGACGAUGGUGGCGCCGCCACUGGCAUGGACGAAGACCCUUCAAACAUGAUGCCAGAACCCAGCGGCUUCGUGGCAUUCAGUGGAGAAGGCAACCGGCUAGACGGCAAGAAGAAGAAGCUGAUCAGUGAGAGCGAUUCCGAACCCUCGGCUUCUCAGUCCAGACAGCCGUACGUCAGAGGUAUCCCGGACUACGACUACGUGAUAGGCACUCUCAGGUUCAUCAGGAACUCCCGGCCGCCCAGCGCUAAGGAGGAGACGCCCUCAGAACCCUUCACGGCUUUCAAGGGCGAGGGCUUCACGUUGAGAACUGCAAAGUCCAAGAACUGAGUAUAAGUAGUUAAUGUUAGAUUUUUUACUCGCCAUGUUGGAAGUGGGCGGAGCAGUCUUGUCGGUUUUUUUUUAUGUGGUAACAUUUCUUUUUUCAAAUUAGGUAAUGCUGGUUACCUUCGAUAACCCGCGCAUUUCAUAACAGAUCUUUUGCGCAGAAAACUCAAUAGCCGAGAAAUCUAUGUCAUUUGUACUGUAAAAAAGAUUUGCACCUUAAAAAUUAAUUGGUCAUAUGAAAUUAUAUUUUUUAAAUAAUAACUAUAUAGAUAGAGAACAGAAAACCAUAAUCCAAUUUUUAGGUAUGCCUUUAAAAUUAUUUAUCAGACCCAAAUAAUACCGUACGUACUUAAUUUUACAUGACUCAUUUCAGGGCUCGACUUUCAUUGUCACGUUAUCACUAGAUACGAUAUCGCUGCUUCGCCUACUAAACAACACACAAAAGAUAUCUAGAGUGUUUUAUAAAGUUGUGAUUGUCAAAUUAUUGAGCAUUGGAGCUUGGCGUUCGAAUGUACUUGCAGCAAAAGCUUGCAGAAAUGCUUUUCCCGCCAUUAAUUUAAACAAUUAUAACGUAGGAAAUAUUAAGUGAAAACACUGCACUUUUAUAAAGUUAAUUGUUUGUAAAGUAUAAGAGAUGUUGUCACACAAAUGUAAACCUUGCUCGUGGUUAGCCGCCGAAUACAUAGCCAGUUUAAUGCUUCUCUAAAAAUAUAAUAUCGACAAUGUCCGAUUGUUUUUAGGCAUGCUCAAUCAUUGGGUAAAAGAUGCGCAGAUCAUAUGUAAAUUGUUACUAAGCCUUCCUAGUUGCCUAUCACAGCUUCACACGUCACUAUUAUUGGGCAAAAUGACUUCUGAAGAUGCAAAGCAGGAGUUUGUUCUAAUGAGUACCUAUGCUAAAAUUCGGCGGCUAAUUAUAUCUUUGUUCUUCUAUAUUAAUGCUCAUUGAAGAUCCUUUAAGACAGCUAUAAAAACCUGCAACAAUUAUUCCAUUUUUUUAUAUCAAGCUGAAUAUAGAAUUCAUGAUUGUUAAUUUUUGGUUGCUUUGCAUUCUUCCUAGUGUUCAGUAAAUUAAAUAAUUUGUAUGUGUUAGUUAUAAAGAGCGUAAAGCAUUCUCUAAAGCUUAUGUUACGCUCGACGAGUCUUGCUAUUUUCAAUAAAAAAUUAAGAACAUCUUUUGCAUUGGUAUCUGCAGAACCAUGAGCUCUAUAGAGUGUAAUAUUUCUCUUUGCAAAGGCUUGAAUAUUUUGACUCUUUGAAAUAUUUUGUUAUAAGAGGAUUAUCAAUUUUGCCUAAUUGUUACAAACCAAUAAAUGUUGACCAUUUUACUCACUGGGGACAAAUGUCUACUUCUGGUAGUCCGGCAACAUUGCACAUAGUUGCCUAACUUUUCCAGCUAUAUGCAUUAUAGAUUAAAUUAAAUGUCUUCUAGUGGAUAUGAAAGUUUCACAAAAAACCACUUUGAGCACCAAUUUCAAGCAUGGUUUAAAUGUUAAUGUUGAUGUCUGAAUCUAGUUUAAGGGCCUUCUAUAUUUUAUAUCAUUCCAUAUAGAUGACAGCUCUUGUAUAGCAAUCUAUGACCCCUAGUAGCAAAAAGAAUUUUAUCCAUUUUAAAUCUUGCCGCUAGACAAAGAGAAUGGUUUGAGUUAAUAUGAACUCUUUUGUUUGGCAAUAAGAUUUAAAAUGGGAAAUAUUUUAUAAUUGAUUUCAGUGUGAUUUACCCUACUAAUAGUUUAGUUUGCUCAACAGUUUUUCAAGAUAUAAAUAUGUGGAUACUUAGGGCCUGCUUCACAUUUAAUAGAUUGGCUUUAUGUAUCAGAUAGUCAUAAUUGGAAAAUUUUAUAAAAUUACUGGAAACAAUGUUCCCAGGCAAGAUGUUAAGUCCAAUCCCUCAGAAUAAUAGAUACAGUCAGCUUUAUAAGUAAAAAGAAAAUCUAUAAUAGUUGAAAUAGCUGACCAAAUUAAUAUGUAUUAUGGUUUCAUGUAAAAUUAUUUGUUAGUGAGAAAUAAUUAUAACAUUAUUUAAAUAAAGAUCCUAAUAAAUCCA